GUACAUCUUCAUAUUGUACAUCUUCAUGUACUUCUGAGGUACAUCUUCAUAUUGUACAUCUUCAUGUACUUCUGAGGUCAAGGCUGUUUGAAUUGAAAGAGAAGGGCAAGGAUCGUGAAAGUGGAGCAACACAGUAUAUAGGGGGCGCUGGGGAAAGCUACUUUGAAACCAGAAAACGAAUGUUGAAUGAGCGAGAAAUGAAGAUAAAAAAUGCUCUUACUGAAGUCCGUAAACAGAGACAACUUCGAAGAAAAAAUCGUCUUCAGAAACAAAUACCCAUUAUAUCAGUGGUGGGCUACACAAAUGCAGGUAAGACAUCUUUAAUCAAAGCUCUGAGUGGUGACGAGAAUCUAGAGCCCAAAGAUCAAAUGUUUGCUACUCUUGACAUCACAGCCCAUGCAGGAUUCUUACCAUGUGGUCAGAAAGUGUUGUUUAUGGACACAGUAGGAUUUAUUUCAGACAUACCAACAGGUCUGAUUGAAGCUUUUGCAGCAACUCUAGAAGAUGUGACCAUAUCUGUAAGUAAAUAUCUUUCAUUAUGGAUAUAG
Limulus polyphemus (Atlantic horseshoe crab) is the source of this 548-nucleotide messenger RNA. RefSeq names its product putative GTP-binding protein 6. The annotation marks the transcript as partial. Gene Ontology annotation, molecular function: ribosome binding; GTP binding. Gene Ontology annotation, cellular component: cytoplasm. The record is from RefSeq and is a predicted model, not a curated record. The transcript is spliced from 4 exons. NCBI's taxonomy places the organism in Eukaryota, Metazoa, Arthropoda, Merostomata, Xiphosura, Limulidae.